Messenger RNA from Tachyglossus aculeatus (Australian echidna), 3156 nucleotides. RefSeq names its product ring finger protein 149 (gene RNF149). The record is from RefSeq and is a predicted model, not a curated record. NCBI's taxonomy places the organism in Eukaryota, Metazoa, Chordata, Mammalia, Monotremata, Tachyglossidae. The coding region runs from base 12 to 1238 and encodes 408 amino acids. The transcript is spliced from 7 exons.
GCGGCCCGGCCAUGGUCGGGGGCCACCGUGCCGGGUUCGGCGUUGCCCUGUCGGCGCUGGUCCUGUCCCUCUGCGCGCGGGGCGGGCGCGGGCGGGCGCUGGAGUGGUACUCGGCCUUCGUCAGCACCGAGUACACGGACCCGCUGACCAACGCCACGGUGCGCAGCGGCGGCGGGCAGGGGCGGGGGCGGGGCCGGGGUCCGGACCCGGGCGGUCGCUAUGGGAACAGCUCCCCCAAGGAGGGCCUGCAGGGCCUGGUGGGCAUCCCGCGCUCGGCCGGCCGCGCCCCGGAGGGCUGCGGGCGGGACACGCGGUACUACGUGCCCCCCGUGGGCGGGCCCGACGCCGCCGGCCCGGAGCCCUGGAUCGCCCUGGUGGCCCGCGGCGGCUGCACCUUCCGGGACAAGGUCCUCAACGCCGCCAGGAGGAACGCCUCGGCCGUCGUCAUCUACAACCAGUUCCGCUACGGAAACGCCACCAGCUCCAUGUCCCACCACGGGACAGGAAAUACCGUGGUAAUCAUGGUUGGCUAUCCCAAAGGAAUAGAAAUUUUGGAGCCAGUGCGAAGAGGCAUUCCUGUAAAAAUGACCAUAGAAGUCGGCAUGCGGCAUGUACCAGAGUUCAUAAUUGGUCAGUCAGUUGUAUUUGUAGCUAUUGCCUUCAUCACAAUGAUGAUCAUAUCGCUAGCGUGGCUGAUAUUUUACUAUGUACAGCGUUUCCUGUAUACUGGAUCACAGUUUGGAAGUCAGAGCUAUAGAAAAGAGACAAAGAAAGCCAUAGGUCAGCUACAACUGUAUACCGUGAAACGUGAAGAUAAGGAAAUUGAUAUUGAUGCGGAAAACUGUGCAGUGUGCAUUGAAAACUAUAAACCAAAGGAUGUUGUUCGAAUUCUGCCAUGCAAGCAUAUUUUUCAUCGGACGUGCAUUGACCCAUGGCUUUUGGAUCACAGAACUUGUCCAAUGUGUAAACUGGAUGUCAUCAAAUCUCUGGGAUACUGGGGAGGUAUUGAGGACACACAGGAAAUAGCAGUUCCAGAUUCCAACCCUAGUACUGUUUCUGUUGUGAAUUUGAGUAUCACCUUACAAGAUGAAGAUAGAAAUGAAAUAAGUGAUAUGCCGUCGUCAUCUACUAGUGAAUCUGUGCCACAGUGUAUCAGUUUUAAAGAAGAUGCAGGUGAAAGCACAGCAUUACUUGACACUGAGGGGCGUGAAGGUUCACGUGGAGAGCCCACCUCCUAAUGGGAAUUCCCAAAGAGCAGCUUCACAGAAGAGGCUACGGACUGCACUGGAGACCAUUUUAUUUUUUUAAUCUUAAUAUGUGUUUGGAAAAUAAUGGACAUUCUUACCUUCAGACUUUUCUUGUUCUUAUGCUGAAAGGGCUAAUGACGAAGAUUUUUAUGGAAAGGAUGUUUUUAUUGAGUUAUCACGUGUUGACAUACUAAAACUGAAAUAAUAAUGUCGAGAGAAUUUUGUAAUGGCAGACCAUUAGAGAAAUGAAGACAGGAAAAGCAGUGUAAAUACUAGCGCCAGCAUUUGUAAUAAAUACCAGAAUAGUUAUGAAAGUGCAAUAAGAAAUUAAUUAUUUUUAUUAAAAUGGAAUGGAGAUGGCCACCUUGCGUGCUGUACUUUGUAUAGCUUGACAGUGGCUUUCUGUAUUAAAUAUAAAUAUGUUGACUAACUAUGUAGUCUAUCCCUGGAGGAAAGACUCUUUGGGUGUUUAGCACGUGUACAAAACCGAGUUUUCCAACAUUAUUGCAUAUACAUGUGCAGUUUAUGUAAAGUUUAAAUAGAUAGUGUUUAUUUUGGGGUUUACUACUGAGCUUGGGAAACUGAGUCUAAAUUUGCAUUUUCCCCAUGGUUAUUUGCGUUUACGUUAAUGAUCCCCCCUUUUGUCAGGGAAAAUCAGUUCACAUGGAAUAUUUCCACAAAUGGGGAGUGAGGGGGGAUGUUUCCUCCCCUCCAACCUCUCAACCUCCCUCCUCCCUGCCCCCUUUCUGGGUUUUCUGCCCCAUGAAAUCCUCAGAUUGGGUUAUGUACAUUGUAAAUCCAAGCCACACAUACCAAUUUAACUUUGCUACCUCUGUUUUAAGCUUGGGAGAUAUUUAGGCAACAAAAUAUUUGACGAAAAUGUUUUCUCUUAGGAGGGAAGAGAUCAGUAAAGGAGCAUAUUCUUGUGGCUUUUUUCAUUAGACCAAAUUGUAUAGUGUUUAGUCUUUUAAGAAAGUAAUUACUUUAAAUGUACACUAUCUAGGCUUAUUUAAUAGCAUUGUGCCUUAGUUUUUUGAGGAAAGCGUAUUAACACUGGUACUGUGUGACUGCUUGAUCUCUACAAGUAUUUUCUGUAGGUGAUGGCAAAAACGCACUUAAGAUGACAUACCCAGCUUAUUGCAAAUGUUUGUGAAAAUGAUUGUCUCCUAAAUAGUGCUAGUUAUCCAAAUUGAGCCUUUAUAUGAGCUUGUUUUUUACAAAGCAUCUAACGAUAAAAAUAUAGUUUAUUGAACUUGGCUUCCAAACCAUAUGCAUUUUAGAAGAUUCUUUACUGAUAGAGAAACUUAUGUCAAAAUGUUCCAGAUGUAUUCGCUAAAUAUUUUGCUCCUUUGGAACAUCUGCUUCAUGAAAACAAGCAAUAGAUUCUUAGGGUAAAUUUUUACUGUUCCUUCUCUUUUUGGAGGAUACAUUCUUUCCAAGCUUUACAAUCAAGUCGGUGGAAGUUUUCAACGUGGCCUGGUGGAAAGAGCACAGGCCUAGGAGUCAGAGGACCUUGGUUCUAAUCCUGACUCUGCCACUUUCUGCUGUGUAACCAUGGGCAAGUCACUUAACUUCUCUGUGCCUCAGUUUCCUCAUCUGUAAAAUCAGGAUUAAAUCCUCUUUCCUACUUAGACUGUGAGCUCCAUAUUGGACGGGGAGUGUGUCCAACCUGAUUAUCUUGUACCUUCUCCAGUGCUUAAAUGAAUACCAUUAUUAUGAUGAUUAUUAUUAUUAUGUCUGUGGAGUAUAUUUUCCUUGCUGUGUGCAUUGUCUGUAGAAGAGAUUUACUAGUAGUCCUUCCCAGAAUAUCUUUUAUUAGCAGCAGACCUUCAGAGAACAAGAAAUUGCCUGUCCAGGUCACAAUUCAGAAAUAUCAAGAGGAUCGAUCACAACAACUCGUAGCUCAAUU